AUGGUUAGGUUAUCCACUGUUUGGUUAGAGGAGGAUUUGAGCGAUGGCCAGGACUCAACUUUGGUGAUUGCUGCGGUCACCGUGAGGAGUAAUAACGGGGUGGAUCGGAGAAUGGACCGAAACAAGAGCCGUACCGAUCUACUCGCAGCUGGCAAGAAAAGGCUCCAACAGUUUCGUCAGAAGAAGGACAAUAAAGGUGGUAGUAGCCACGGAAGAUCAUCACAUAAAGCUGGUAAACCUCAGCUAGCUGAUUCUGAUGCUGCAAAUAAUGCCUCAAUUUCAACGGUAUCAUCUCAAAUAACUGAUGGAAAUGUUGAAGCUGACAGUCACUCCUAUGUGGUUAAUACAGAAACAUCAGAGUCACAGUCUAUAGCAAACUCAUUAGCUCCUGACAAUAUUGAUCCAUCUGUUGAUUCAUUGUCAGUUGUCACUAGAUAUGCUACAGGUGAUGAAGCUGUAUUGGAUUCUAAUGCUGAGCUAGUACAUCAGGUUCAUGGGGUCCCUGAGGAAGAUAAUGAGUUAUCUGCCCAAGUUCAAGAGAAAAUCGCUCAAGACAUGGGUGCUGACAUGCCAGAGGAUGUAUGUCUGAGAACUUCAGAUAGCCUGGUUCCCGAAGGAGGAGAAACACAUGAUCAUUCAUCUACACCUGUUGCCAUUUUGUCCCCGCCUACAUCUAUUACAACUGCAGUGGGUGAAUCCUAUUCAGUAGGAGAGGAUGAAAAGGGGGAAGAUUUGUUGCUUUUAUCAGAGGAUAUUCCCAAUAUAUCUGUGAUGCGAACAAGGGAAGAUCAGGUAACAGAUUUAGGGGCAAUGCAGGAGGCUGAUGGUUUGGUCAUGAAGAAAUUUUGUCAAAGCACUGAUGGGGUGAAUGAUGGUCAAAGGGAGCUGUGUUUGUCCGAGGUUGGCAAGAGGGACCAGUCUCUUUCAGGAAUUCCUUUUGAGAAAACUAUAAUUGAGAAGGCAUCUCAUGAAGCUGAGCAACUGGGCAAGUCAAUUGAAUUACUCUCUUCUCACAAGGACAUUGUGUCAGAUAAGCUUUCAGGUUUUGAUAAAGGCCAGGGAGAUGAUAUUGCAACUGCAGGGACUUUAGUGAGGAAUCUGGAGAGGGAAGCAUUACCAGGCUCAUAUCAUGAAGAAAUUCUCCUUCAAUCUAAUCAAGAACAGAAUAGCAAAGCAGUUAUUUGUGAACAGGAUCGGGGGCUUCAGGAUGGGUUUUAUCAUCAAUGCUCUCAUGUUGGACUUGCAAUUGAGGAUCCAAAGUCAAGGGGAGCUCAUGAGUUUGAUCCAGCCAGACAGUUGGAUGUGCCAUCUGUUUUUGAUGCAAAAUCAAUUAAUCUCUUGCAGCUGGCUGAAAUUAUAAGGGGGCUUAAUGAAGAAGAGUGUCAGUUUCUGAUCAAGGUAAGAGGAGCAGAGUCUAAUUUGGAUCCUUUAGCCAGUGGUUCAGUUUUAGCUGACAUAUCAGAAGCAUUUCAGAGUCUCAAAGAAGAAUUGUUUCUUGCGAAUUUAAUGAAAAAUAUAUUUAAUGCUCAACUAGCUGAACUACUGGAACCUGACAACCAGGGUCACCAAGUUGUUGAUGAAAUAUCUCAGCUCCGUGCUUCUCACAAUGAAGUUAAUGAGAAAAAUCAAUACCUUAGUGAAGAACUUGAUAAUUGCCGUGUUGAACUACAUGAUAUAUCUAGCAAGAAUGUGGAACUACAAAAUCAAUUUAAUGCUGCCAUGGCUGAGGUGGAAGCCCUUUCUGCCAGAGUGUCUGAGCUGCAGAGUAGUUUUGAUAUGUCUCAAAAGGAUUCAUGGGAAUUGUCCACAGAGUUGGCUGACUGCAGAGGCUUGCUCUCAAGUUUACAGGUGGAAAAGAAGGGCAUGCAUGAAACGCUUGAUUUUAUGAUUGCUGAGAAAAAUAAACUUGUGGAGGAGAAGGAAUUUCAUCUAUCUGAAAGUAAGAAUCUGGCAACUGAAGUAGCUGACUUAAAUUGUUCGAUGGAUGGAGUAAAACUUGAGAAGUCCAGCUUAAAUGACAGGAUCUCUUCUCUGACCGAAGAGAGGAAUAAGAUUGAAGGAGAAAUUGAGCAUCUCAAACAUGAGAUUGACAGGCUGUCAUUAGAUUUGGUUGAAAAUAAAGAUUUGGUGGCAAGUCUACUGGCAGAAAAUUCCAACAUAAAUGGGAACCUUGCAAUUUCAGCUGAUAAGAUUAAAAAUCUUGAAGAUGAGAAUCAAAGGCUCUCUUCUCAAAUUAUUGGCCUAAAUGAUCAAUUGUCCACAGAAAAGGGGGAACAAAUGAGGCUUGAAAGUGACCUUAAAGAAGCCACUGUGCGUUUGGAACAAAUUUCCAAAGAAAAUGUCUUUCUCAAUAACACUUUGGAUAAGCAUAAGGCCAUGAUAGAAGACACUGGAAGGGAACACAGCCACCCGCUAUCUCAACCUAGGGAACUUUGUAAUCUAGCCAAUGUUGUACGUGAACAAAGUAAGGGUGUUGAAAUUGCAAUUACUGAAGAUUCUCAACAUAUGGAUCAGGAGCCAGAGGAAGGUACACCAGUGGGGCCAUAUUUGAAUAAACUUGAACAUGAAAUAUUUGAUGAUUCUCUUGGAUUUGUCUCAUUGAAGGAUUGCCUGGACAAGGCAGAGAAUGGUUUGGUGAAGCUUGAAAAAGCAAUUAUUGAGUUGCAUUCUCAAUCAGUAUCCUCCAGCAGGUCUGGUGAAAAAGUUUCAUCACCUGUGGUAUCCAAAUUAAUACUGGCUUUUGAAUCAAAAGUACAUGAAGAUGAGCAUGAGGGGGAAACAAGGGAUUCCAGUUAUGUUCAGUCAUUGUCAAACUCAUUUAUUAAGUUGACCAAUGAUGAAAUUCAAAAUUUGAAAAAAUUGCUUUCAAAGUGGAAGCUGGAUGUUGAGAUUGCGGGUGCAUUAUUCAAGGAGGAGCGAGAAGGUCGGAAAACUGGUGAUGCAAAGUACAGCGAUCUGAAGGACCAGUUUGACCAAUUGAAGCAACAUUGCUCAGAUUUGGAAGCAUCCAACAUUGAACUUGAUGUUCAAUAUGAAACUGCAAAGCAACUUCUCAGUGAUAUUCAAGAAAAGAAAUUUCUUCUUGAGGAAAUCUGUGAUUCUUUGAAACAAGAAGAUAUCCGUCUAAAAGCCAAAAAUAAUGAACUUUAUGAGAAGCUUGGAUAUUGCCAAUCAAAAAUUAGUGAAUUGCAUACUGAAAUGAAUGAUGUGAAACAACUUUCAAAUUAUAUGGCUUCUAGUGUUGGCAGUCAACUGGAAGGUUUGCAGAAGGAGGUGACAGAGAGGGCAAUGCUACUUGAGCAAGGCUGGAAUAUGACUGUGGCCCAAAUUGUUGAGUUAGUUGGGAAGCUGAAAGAAUCGGUUGGUGGAACUUUGUGCACAACUCUCUCUUCUGAUACUCAUGGUUACCUGGAUAUCUGCCAUCAGUUAGAAGUUUCAUUUCAUGCAGCUGCUGAAAUGAUUUUUGAUCUGCGGAAGAAACUUGAAGCUGCUUAUUCAGAACAUGAAAUAAUGUGCACAUCAUAUAAAGAAAUGGAUGUAAAAUGUGAUGAUCUGCUUGGGAGGAAUGAACUGGCUCUUAGUUUAUUGCAUAAGAUGUACAGUGACCUGACGAAACUUGUACUCGGUAAUGGUGGGAUUAUGGAUGAUGAUAAUAUAGAUGUACAAAGUGAAGCGCUGCCAGAUCUGCUGAACUAUAAAAGCUAUCAGCCCAUCUUGAAACAUAUUGGGAAUAUAUUGAUGGAGAAUCUUGAACUUGAGUCUGUUACCAAGGAGAUGAAGUCAGAAUUGAUGCACAGGGAGACAGAAUUGGAAGAAUUGAAGAUGAAGUGCCUUGAUUUGGAUUCUGUUAGUAAGCUAAUAGAUGAUCUGGCAGGUGUGCUGAAUGCAGAUAUUUCAAAGCUUGAUAUGAAUAAGUCACCCGUUUCGUGCUUAGAUUCAUUAGUGUCUAGUCUUAUACAGAAAACCAGAGAGGCUGAAAUCCAGUAUCACACUACUAAAGAAGGAUAUGGAUCUAAGGAGACAGAAUUGGACGAAUUGAAGGAAAAAAUGCAUUAUCUAGACACACUUCGUCUUGAGAAUGAAAAUGAAAUCCUUGUUCUGAAGGAAAGCUUAUAUCAGGCUGAGGAAGCUCUUGCGGUUGCUUGUUCUGAAUUACAAAAAAAAUCAAAUGAACUUGAGCAUUCCGAACAGCGGGUGUCCUCCAUUCGAGAGAAACUUAGCAUAGCUGUUGCCAAGGGGAAAGGGCUGGUCGUACAGCGAGAUGGCCUCAAGCAGUCAUUGGCAGAGACAUCCAGUGAAUUGGAGAGAUGCUUGCAAGAAUUGCAGUUGAAAGAUACUAGACUUCAUGAGGUUGAAACAAAACUUAAGACAUAUGCAGAGGCUGGUGAGCGUGUGGAAGCUCUGGAAUCUGAACUUUCUUAUAUCCGUAAUUCAUCUAAUGCCUUGAGAGAGUCGUUUCUUCUUAAAGAUUCCAUGCUUCAGAGAAUAGAAGAGAUAUUGGAAGUCUUAGAUCUUCCAGAGCAGUUUCAUUCAAGAGAUACAAUUGAUAAGAUUGAUUGGUUGGCUAGUUCAGUUUCUGGAAACUCAUUGCCAAUGAAUGAUUGGGAACAGAAGGAUGCUGUGGGAGGAGGAUCGUACGCCGAUGCUGGUUAUGUUGUCACAGAUUCGUGGAAAGAUGAUAGUCAGCUACACCCAGACUCAGAUGAUUUUAGAAAAAACUUUGAGGAGUUGCAGAGUAAGUAUUAUGGGUUGGCUGAGCAAAAUGAAAUGCUUGAGCAAUCAUUGAUGGAAAGAAACAGCUUAGUUCAGAGAUGGGAAGAGCUUGUAAAUAGUGUUGAAAUGCCUUCACAUUUGCAGUCUAUGGAGACAGAGGAUAAAAUUGAAUGUAUAUGUGCAGCACUUACUGAGGCGAAUCAUCAUAUAGAUGCUCUGCAACUGAAGAUUGAAAACUAUGAUAGUUAUUGUGGAUCGCUAAAUACCGAUCUGGAAGAGUCUCAAAGGAUAGCAUCUGCCCUUCAAGAUGACCUUAGUGCUCUUACAUCUGAGAGAGGGCACCUUUCUGAAAAAAUGGAGUCUUUGUUGCAUGAGUAUGACAAAUUAUCAUUGCAAACAAGGGAGGCUGAACUUGAGAAUGAAAACCUGCAUAAGGAAAUAACUAGUUUGAAGGACAAAUUGGAACAAAAAACUGCAAUUGAAGAACAAAUUUUCACUAUUGAUGGAAAAAUCAGAAAGUUGCAGGCCUUGGUUGGUGAUGCCUUGUCAGAAUCUGAAACACAAAAUAUGGUGUUUGGUAAUGCAAAUGUUGAUUCCUUGGAAGAAUUGCUGGGAAAGCUUGUAGAAAAGCUGAACAUGGAACGAAAAUUAUCUGCACUGACAAGAGAAACUGAACUUGAGAAUGAAAAGCUAUAUAAUGAAAUAGCUAAUUUGAAGGGUCAAUUAGAACAGAAAACUGCCUCUGAAGAACAAAUUUUCACUAUUGAUGGUAAGAUCAGAAAAUUGCAUGGUUUAGUUGGUGAUGCCUUGUCAGAAUCUGAAACACAAAAUAUGGUGUUUGGUAAUGCAAACAUUGAUUCCUUGGAUGAAUUGCUGGGAAAGCUUGUGGAAAAGCUGAACAUGGAACAGAAAUUAUCCGCACUGACAAGAGAAACUGAACUUGAGAAUGAAAAGCUAUAUAAUGAAAUAGCUAAUUUGAAGGGUCAAUUAGAACAGAAAACUGACUUUGAAGAACAAAUUUUCACCAUUGAUGGUAAGAUCAGAAAAUUGCAUGGUUUAGUUGGUGAUGCCUUGUCAGAAUCUGGAACACAAAAUAUGGUGUUUAGUAAUGCAAGUAUUGAUUCCUUGGAAGAAUUGCUGGGAAAGCUUGUAGAAAAGCUGAACAUGGAACGGAAAUUAUCCGCACUGACUAGAGAAACUGAACUUGAGAAUGAAAAGCUAUAUAAUGAAAUAGCUAAUUUGAAGGGUCAAUUAGAACAGAAAACUGUCUUUGAAGAACAAAUUUUCACCAUUGAUGGUAAGAUCAGAAAAUUGCAUGGUUUAGCUGGUGAUGCCUUGUCAGAAUCUGAAACACAAAAUAUUGUGUUUGGUAAAGCAAGUAUUGAUUCCUUGGAAGAAUUGCUGGGAAAGCUUGUGGAAAAGCUGAACAAAGAACAGAAAUUAUCCGCACUGACAAGAGAAACUGAACUUGAGAAUGAAAAGCUAUAUAAUGAAAUAGCUAAUUUGAAGGGUCAAUUAGAACAGAAAACUGUCUUUGAAGGACAAAUUUUCACCAUUGAUGGUAAGAUCAGAAAAUUGCAUGGUUUAGUUGGUGAUGCCUUAUCAGAAUCUGAAACACAAAAUAUGGUGUUUGGUAAUGCAAAUAUUGAUUCCUUGGAAGAAUUGCUGGGAAAGCUUCUAGAAAAGCUGAACAUGGAACAGAAAUUAUCUGCACUGACAAGAGAAUCUGAACUUGAGAAUGAAAAACAGAAGACUGCCUUUGAAGAACAAAUUUUCACCAUUGAUGGUAAGAUCAGAAAAUUGCAUGGUUUAGUUGGUGAUGCCUUGUCAGAAUCUAUAACAGAAAAUCUGGUUUCUCGUAGUGCAAAUAUUGAUUCCUUGGAAGAAUUGCUGCGAAAGCUUAUAGAAAAUCAUUCAAAUCUUUCAUCAACGAAUCCUGCAUAUGGGGUUGUAGGUGAUGGAUUCCAUUCACAAGAAGAUGGUGGUACACUUCAUGAAGAAAGAAGUAUAGCUGUGCAUGAUAAGGAGACAGAUAUUGAUGGAUAUAAAAUAGAUCUGGAGAAGUCUUUGGAUGAAUUGAUGCAUGUGAAGGAGGAGAGAGAUAGAUCUUUGGAAAAACAAAUAUCUUUAUCUGGUGAAGUUGAAGCUAUGACUAAAAGAAUUGAGGAGUUGCAAGGGCUUCUUAAUCAGGAGGAGCUGAAAUCAGCUUCUGUGAGAGAGAAAUUAAACAUUGCAGUUAGGAAAGGGAAGUCAUUGGUUCAGCAACGAGACAGUCUAAAACAAACCAUUGAAGAGAUGACUGUUGAAAUGGAGCACUUGAAAUCUGAGAUCAGCAACCGCGAAAACACUCUUGCGGAGCGUGAACAGAUGUUAAGACAGUUGUCAUCCUACCCAGAUAGGUUAGAAGCACUUGAAUCUGAGAGUUUGCUUCUGAAGAAACAUUUGAAAGAAACUGAGCACCAUUUGCAGGAGCAAGAAUGUUCUUUAAAACAGAUUUUGAACAUGUUAGGUCAGAUUGAGGUUGGUGGUGAAGGUCACAUACGUGAUCCGGUGAAGAAGUUGGAAUGGGUUGGGAAAUUAUGCUCUGAUCUACAUAAUUCUGUGGGAUCUUUAGAACAAGAAUCUAGGAAGUCUAAAAGAGCAUCAGAACUCCUAUUGGCAGAGUUAAAUGAGGUUCAAGAAAGGAAUGAUAGUUUUCAGGAGGAGCUCGCCAAGGUGACUGCUGAACUUGUGGAUGUCAGAAAAGAAAGGGAUUCAGCUGAAGCUUCCAAACUGGAAAUGCUUGCACGUCUUGAAAAGUUAUCAGCCUUGCAUGAGGAGGGAAAAAAGAGCCAUUUUUCUGACAUCAUGGAAUUAAAGUCUAGUCUGAACCUAGGCCGCAAAAGCUUUGGUGAGGUUCACAAUUUACUGUGCAAUGUUUUUUUCUUUCAUUUGGAAUCUUGUCAGAAACUGGAGGCUGGUCUUGAGUCAUGUAUGAAAGGAAACAAUGCUACAAAUAUGGUGGAUUCAUCCAUUAGCAAAGAGCACUUGGCAUCUUCUAAUAAGAAGAUCUCUGUGCCUGCAGAUCAUUGGGAAGAUUUUGACACAAUUGAUCAAUGCGAUGAUGAUACUUCAGUUGAAAAUCUUCGUUUAUUUGGUCAUCAACUGCACGAGUUCAUGGUAAAGAUUAGUUCUCUUAAGGAAAGAAUAAGCAUGCACUCAAGUUUGUCACAGGAGAAAGACAAAGCUCUAUCCAAACUAAUGGCAAGUAUUCAAAGGGAAAUGAUUUCCCGAAAGGAGUUGUGUGAAACCAUGAAGAAAGCAGUAAGUAAGCAGGAUGAGAAACUUGUUGCAUUACGUGGAAACAUUGCCUACCUUUAUGAAGCAUGCAAUAAAUUUGCCAUUGUACUUGAAAAUGAAAAAGCUGAACUAUCCGGGAAGAAUGUUGAAUCUUUAGAUCUUGGGAUUAACUUGGAAACUCCUUCAUUUGAUGAUGACAUAUCUGAGGAGUGUAUUAAAACCAUGACAAAUAGAUUGUUGUUGGCUGUGAAAGGGUUUACUAGUAUUAAAACUGAAUUUUUAGAUGCUAAUCAAAAGGAAAUGAAGGCUACUAUAGCGAAUUUGCAGAGGGAGCUUCAGGAGAAGGAUGUUCAAAAAGAUAGGAUUUGCUCAGAUCUGGUAAAACAGAUCAAGGACGCUGAAGCUGCUGCAAACAGUUACUCUCAAGAUCUUCAAGUUUUUAGGAUGCAAGAAUAUAAUUUAAAGAAAGAGGUGGAAGCCAUUGAGGCAGAAAGGGAGAUACUGGUACAGAGAGUGAAUGAGCUGCAGGAUAGGCAAGAAACCGCAGCUGAAUUAGAGGAGAAAAUGAGCUCUCAGACUGGUUUACUGGCUGCCAAAGACCAAGAAAUUGAAGCACUAAUGCAUGCCCUCGAUGAGGAAGAAACACAAAUGGAAGAAUUGACAAAUAAGGUUGUGGAUCUUGAAAAGGUUGUUCAACAAAAGAAUCAAGAGAUUGAGAACCUUGAAUCUUCUCGUGGUAAGGUUAUAAAAAAACUUUCAAUAACUGUCAGCAAGUUUGAUGAGCUUCACCACCUGUCGGCAAGUCUCCUUUCUGAGGUUGAAAAGCUCCAAUCCCAGUUGCAAGAAAGAGAUACUGAAAUUUCAUUCUUGAGACAGGAGGUUACCAGAUGCACUAAUGAUGCUCUUCUUGCAUCACAAAUGAGCAACCAGAGAAGUUCUGAUGAGAUGUUUGAGUUCUUGAUGUGGGUUGAUAUGGUUGUGUCUCAUGCUGGGGUGCAUGAUAUACAUCCUGACAUGAGGAACAAUAGUCAAGUUCAUGAAUGCAAGGAAAUACUUCAUAAGAAGCUUAUGUCUUUAUUAUCAGAAUUGGAAAAGCUAAGGCAAGUUGUAGAAAACAAGGACGUGAUGUUGCAAGUAGAAAGGAUUAAGGUAGACGAAUUGAAUCACAAAACAGAAACUCUUGAGAUGUCCUUAAACGAGAAAGAAUUGCAAUUGAAUUUGCUUGAAGGUGUGGAAGACACUGGAAAGGAAGCUGGCACAAGCUCAGAAAUUGUGGAGGUGGAACCAUUGAUGAACCAUUGGUCGCCAUCAGGUGCUUUUGUAUCACCUCAAGUACGCAGUUUGCGCAAAGGCAACAGUGAUCAUAUUGCCAUUGCUGUAGAUGUAGACCCUGGUAGUACUAGUAGGAUAGAAGAUGAAGAGGAUGACAAAGACCAUGGUUUCAAAUCCCUCACCUCAUCCAGAAUUGUCCCAAAAUUCACUAGACCUUUGACUGACUUGGUGGAUGGCUUAUGGGUUUCUUGUGAUCGGGCUCUAAUGAGACAACCCGUCUUACGGCUUGGAAUUAUAUUCUAUUGGGCCAUAAUGCACGCACUACUUGCCUUUUUUGUUGUUUGA
Messenger RNA from Sphenostylis stenocarpa, 9609 nucleotides. Lineage: Eukaryota; Viridiplantae; Streptophyta; Magnoliopsida; Fabales; Fabaceae. The record is from the annotation of a GenBank genome assembly.